This is a messenger RNA of Aricia agestis (brown argus), 1288 nucleotides long. Its product is annotated as hemicentin-2-like. Gene Ontology annotation, cellular component: neuron projection membrane. Bases 188 to 1096 code for a protein of 302 amino acids. Gene Ontology annotation, biological process: synapse organization. The record is from RefSeq and is a predicted model, not a curated record. Lineage: Eukaryota; Metazoa; Arthropoda; Insecta; Lepidoptera; Lycaenidae. The transcript is spliced from 7 exons.
AGAACGCGCGACGUGUCCCCUAGUGUUAAACUGUGAAGUUCUGUGAAGUGUUUGCGUAAACUGGAAUUGUUACUUGCCUAAGUAAUCAAAGAACGCACCAAAAACAUGCGAUGAACAGUGUGUGAUGAACAUAGUGUUUGUGUGUAGACUGUCAUGUGUUUUCGGACGCAUAAUGUAAACUAGCAACAUGUGGGCCGCGGAGCUCAGUUGUAUCUUCAUAUUGUUCGGUGUGACAGCCGGCGCCGGCGGCUGGGAGCCGCUGGGCCAGCCGUACUUCGACAACAGCACCAAGCGCGAGGCCACCGCCGCCGUGGGCCAGCCCGCCUACCUGCACUGCCGAGUGCGCAACCUGGCCGACAGAGCGGUAUCAUGGAUAAGGAAGCGUGACCUACACAUACUGACAGUGGGGGUGCACACGUACAGCAGCGACGCGCGGUUCGCGGCGCUGCACGCAGACGGCUCCGACGAGUGGACGCUGCGAGUGUCGCCCGCGCAGCCGCGCGAUUCCGGCGUCUACGAGUGCCAAGUGUCCACCGAGCCUAAGAUCAGUCUGUCCUUCAGGCUGACUGUUGUUGUGUCAAAGGCUGAAAUCCUAUCUGGGCCCGAGCUCUUCGUGAGGGCGGGCUCCGACAUCAACCUCACAUGCGUCGCUAAAUACGCCCCUGACCCGCCGAGUUUCAUCUACUGGUACCGUGGCGAGCAGGUGGUGAACUAUGCUCAGCGCGGCGGCAUCAGCGUGGAGACGGAGCAGAGGACGCGCACCAGCCGCCUGCUCAUCGCGCGCGCCAUGCCGCACGACUCCGGCAACUACACCUGCGCGCCCAGCAGCUCAGAAUCCGCGUCCGUGAUAGUCCACGUACUGAGCGGGGAGCGGCCGGCGGCGAUGCAGAGCUCCAGCUCCGUGCCCCGGCAGAUGCGACCGGCGGUCAUCACCGGCCUGGCCGCCACCACCAUCCGCCGGCCCUGGCUGCCCCUCUCCAUCACCAUAGCGGUCUACUGCUUCACUUCCCUCUGCAUCGUAUACUCAUUAUUCCUAGUCAACAUCGGCAUGCAUCUCUUCUUCGGCGACUUCGCGGUAAUCCGCCACGAUAGAUGACCAAAUUUAGGGUAGACGCAGUUUGGAAAUUUUAAUAAUGCUUGUAUGUAACGAUUAAAUUUAAUGUUACUUAUGUAAUUGUGUAUUAAAUACAACGAUAUGUAGAUAAUAAUAAACGUUAAGUUUCUUUGUGUUAAGAUUCAUCGUUAUUUAUGAAAUAACGAUAAAAUUGUGUAACGGAUACCUACUGUA